This is a messenger RNA of Oppiella nova, 201 nucleotides long. The record is from the annotation of a GenBank genome assembly. Lineage: Eukaryota; Metazoa; Arthropoda; Arachnida; Sarcoptiformes; Oppiidae.
AUGUACCGCAAUUACGCGCUCCGGAGGGUUAAGGACUCGUUCAGACAACACAAGGGCAUCACCGAUGGGAACACCAUCGAGACACUGAUGGCCGACGGCCACCGCAAUCUCGAGAUAAUCCGCAGGCAAACCGUUAUCAACCGGUUGUAUAAAAGCGAUCGACUGGUGGUGGAAGACGUGGCCACUGCUCGCCGUACUUAA